This is a messenger RNA of Camarhynchus parvulus, 836 nucleotides long. It is a transcript of the gene SNRPC, whose product is annotated as small nuclear ribonucleoprotein polypeptide C. The coding region runs from base 106 to 585 and encodes 159 amino acids. Gene Ontology annotation, biological process: mRNA splicing, via spliceosome; spliceosomal snRNP assembly; mRNA 5'-splice site recognition. The transcript is spliced from 6 exons. Gene Ontology annotation, molecular function: zinc ion binding; pre-mRNA 5'-splice site binding. Gene Ontology annotation, cellular component: nucleus; U1 snRNP. Lineage: Eukaryota; Metazoa; Chordata; Aves; Passeriformes; Thraupidae. The record is from RefSeq and is a predicted model, not a curated record.
GUCACUUCCGGGCCCUACGGCAGCCGGCGGGGGUCAUGCGGCGGCGCGGUGUGAGGGCGUCACUGCGCGUGUGCGCCACUUCCGGCUGGCGGCGGCGGGAGCACCAUGCCCAAGUUUUACUGUGAUUACUGUGACACGUACCUCACCCAUGACUCGCCCUCCGUGAGAAAAACCCACUGCAGUGGUCGGAAGCACAAGGAGAACGUGAAGGAUUACUACCAGAAAUGGAUGGAGGAGCAAGCCCAGAGCCUGAUUGACAAAACAACGGCUGCAUUCCAGCAAGGGAAAAUUCCACCGACGCCGUUCUCGGCACCACCUCCGGCCGGAGCCAUGAUUCCACCUCCUCCCAGCAUCCCUGGCCCCCCCCGGCCCGGCAUGAUGCCAGCCCCACACAUGGGGGGGCCCCCGAUGAUGCCAAUGAUGGGCCCACCCCCCCCAGGAAUGAUGCCAGUUGGACCUGCUCCUGGGAUGAGGCCACCCAUGGGAGGACACAUGCCAAUGAUGCCAGGGCCCCCCAUGAUGAGACCCCCCUCCAGACCCAUGAUGGUGCCAACCAGGCCAGGAAUGACCCGUCCAGACAGAUAAAGAUGGAGAUGAAGCUGCCUUUUCAUAUUAGGACCUUCCCUAUGACAAAUACCACAGACCUGUGUGUGUCCCUGGGGCUUUGUACUCAGUGUGUGGAGAGAUUCUGCUGUAACCUCAGCAUACAAAUGGACACACCCUGCAGUGACUUGUACAAGGUCUGGCUUUUUGGGUGUCUCUUCAAUUGUAUUAUUUUUUUCCCUCCCGGUGAAUGACAAAAACAAGAAUAAACAUUGAUGUUGUUUCCAUAUGGA